Closterium sp. Naga37s-1 is the source of this 3177-nucleotide messenger RNA. The record is from the annotation of a GenBank genome assembly. Lineage: Eukaryota; Viridiplantae; Streptophyta; Zygnematophyceae; Desmidiales; Closteriaceae.
AUGCACGCUGACAGCAGCAGCGGCAGCACCACUGACCGGCACGACCGACGAAGCCGCUGGAGCAGCCGCGACGCGGAGGAUCGCUCCGCGCGCGACGCGUCUCGCAUGCACGUGCGGCUCAUCGUGCUCACGUUCGACCGAGCGGCGAGCCUGUCCCGCUGCUUGCAAUCAUUGCGGGCGGCGGACUACGGCGGCGAUGACGUGUCACUGGACAUCCACGUGGACCACCCGUUCGCGGGCGUGCAGCUGAGCGACCCGCUACAGCUCAGAGGCCGCUUGGACCGCCGUGCGUGGGGCGCAGGCGAGCAGGCGGACGACCCGGUGCAGGCUGAAUCCGCGGCGGAGGGGGGUCUGGGGGGAGGCGGAGCGCGGAACCGAGGGCUCGAGGCGAGUCCGCAGCUGCCUGGCGGCGCAAAGCGCGGAUUCGCGGGUGCCGGCGCGGUGGGGCUGGGGCGCAGCGCGUUUGGCGUGGAGGAGGCGGGGGACCUGUCCAACUGGCGCCACAGGGGGCGGCUGUGGGCGCAGAGGGCGCAGAGGGCGCAGAGGGCGAAGGGGGAGGCGCAGGGGCGGCGGCGGCUGGGGGAGGUGCGGCCAGUAGUUGGAGCGGUGCAGAGGCGUGGCGCGGGGGAGGUGGCAUCGAAGCGGCGCAAGUUCCGAUCGGUGCUGGCAGUGGCAGACUCGUUCGCAUGGCAGCACGGCCACAAGCAGGUGCACGUGCGCAGCAUGAAUGGCGGGGUGCAGGUGCAGUGGAUGGAGGCGUGGUGGCCCAGCGGUGCCAACGAGUUUGCGUUUGUGUUGGAGGACGACGUCGCCGUCUCACCGCUCUUCUACGCCUACCUCACGCGCAUGCUGCACCGCUACUACUACAACCAUAGCGAGUACGACUCUAACGUGUACAGCAUCUCCCUGCAGCGCCAGCGCCUCGUGCCGGGCCAGCCGGCGCCGCCCAUAGCACACACGGGGCGGCCGUUCCUGUACGCGUUGGUGGGCACGUGGGGGCAGCUGCUGCUGCCGGCACCGUGGCGGGCGUUCCGUGUGUGGUACGACGCACGGCGCUACACGCCGGGGCGAGAGCCGGUCAUUCGAGGGCUCAAGACCACGGGCUUCUGGAAGGGGCGGGGCAACGGCAUCUGGACGCCGUGGAUCGUGCGGUGGGCGCACGCCACGGCUGCUCUCAACCUGUACGCGUCGCUGCCGGCAGGGCUGGCGCUGAGUGUGAGCCACCGCGAGCAGGGCGAGAGCUUCAAGCGGUCUAAAGGCGCCGAUGCCACUCUGCUCAUGCCGGAGCACCUCACUGCCACUGCAAAUAUAGGUGCAGUGGAGCCGGUGAAUGCAGCAGAACACCUGAAUGCAACAGAGCACAUGAUGGAGCACCUGAGCGCAGCAGAGCAGGCGGGUGCAGCGGAGCAGGUGGGUGCAGCAGAGCAGGUGGGAGCAGCGGAGCAGGGCCCGUGGUGGUGGACACAGCUGCCCCCAUUAGCAUCACUGCCUCGCUUUGACUUCUGCCUGCGCCCGCUGCCCUGGGUGGGGCGAGGGGGUACUGCGUGGGCGUGGCAGGGGGGGAGCAGUGGGGAGCAGGGGGAGCAGCAGGGCGCUGGAGAGCAUGGGGAUGAGGGGCAGCGCGGUGGGGGGGGAAGGGAGGCGGAGGCAGCCGGUUACGACGACGCGGCUAUAGGGGGAGCAGAGGAGGGUGGUGCAGGAGUUGAUGACGCGUCAGAAGGAGGCGAUGCUGAGUCAGCAGGCGCAGCGGGAGUGGCGGAUGCCACGUAUGCAUCGAUGGUGACACGCGAUGAGGAGCUGUUGCGAGCGGUGCAGAGUGCGAGAGGGGUGAGUGGGACACGCAGUCAAUGCUGCAUUCAUGGGUGGAGCGUGCUGGGUUUGAUUCAUCUUCUUCUUUCUGCUCCUCUCGCAACCCUGACUUUUGAUUGCGUCCUCGUGCGUCCCAUAACCACACCCCAUCUCCCUGCACCACAGGUGACCUCCUUCGCGCUGCUCCUCCUGCCCGACCACCCACCCUCCGCUGCACCCGAGCACCACCACCACCACCACCACGCACACCCCUGGGCCGCCUCCCUGCUGCGCGCCACUGACACCCCCGCCCCGCCCGCAUGGCAGCAGCUGGCACGCAACUGGGCAUGCCACAUGGACGGGCUGGGCCUCUCCCACUGGGCCGUGCUCACCUCCUGCCCCGCCCUCGCCCUGCACCUCGCCACCCGCGGCCACCUCGUCUCCCUCCUCCCCUCCCCGCCCUCCCCUCCUUCCUCUCACCCCCCCUCUCCCCCCCCUCACCCAAUCAUCCCGUCUCCUGCGCACUUGCGCACGGCCGUGCUGCUGUCAACCCGUGUGCGCGUGCCGGUGCUGCUGGCCUCCCCUGCCGUCACGUGGCGCGGCGACCCCUUCCUCUGCCUCUCGCCCCGCCUGCUGCACCCGCCCCACAGCCAUGGGGGGCAGCAGGGGGAGGGGCAGCAGGGGGAGGGGCAGCAGGGGGAGCAGCAGGGGCAGUGGCAGUGGGGUGGGUCUAGUCCGCAUGAGCAGGGGGGAACGGGUGAAGAGCAGGCCACAGGUUACCAGCCAGAAACAGAGGGGCAACAGUGGCAGCAGGGGCAGCCGGGGCAGGGGGGGGAGCAAUGGCAGGCGUGGCAGCGGGCGGGCGUGGCAGUGGGGGUGGGGGACUCGCCUCUGUCAGACGUCUUCCUCCUGCCGCCCUCCCCCGCUGCCCACUCCGCCCUGCACUCCCUGCUCGCCCACCUGCUCUGGGGCACCCCCACCAACAGCAGUGACGGUGGCAGCAGCGACAGUGGAUUGAGCGCAGGCAAGAGCAGUGGGCAGGAGGAAUCGAGGUCAAGGUCAUGGGAGGCGCUGCGAGCCGCAUGGCUGGACCAAGGCAGCAGUGCCGCCCGGUGGGCUGCUCUGGAGGAAGCAGCGAGGAAACUUCGUGUGGGUGUGACUGUAUGGAGGGUGGGGCUGCCGUGCUACAUGGCGCCAUCGGAGGUGAACUCCUCGUUUGAGUCACAGGGGGUGCAGCAGGGCGCGUGGACGGUGGCGGGGGGGAGGGGGGGAACGGCGGAGGAGGCGGUGGUGGGGAUGAAGGGGGCGGGGUUGUGGGAGCUGGAUGCGGUGGAUCAUGUGUGUAAGAGUGUAGUGUGCCUGCGGUCAAAUAAUCUUGUACCAGCUUAA